Carya illinoinensis is the source of this 1132-nucleotide messenger RNA. Its product is annotated as aquaporin TIP1-1-like. Gene Ontology annotation, cellular component: plant-type vacuole membrane. The record is from RefSeq and is a predicted model, not a curated record. NCBI's taxonomy places the organism in Eukaryota, Viridiplantae, Streptophyta, Magnoliopsida, Fagales, Juglandaceae. The transcript is spliced from 2 exons. Bases 133 to 891 code for a protein of 252 amino acids. Gene Ontology annotation, biological process: water transport; transmembrane transport. Gene Ontology annotation, molecular function: water channel activity.
UGCAGGCAGAUAGUAAGGCCUCGGCACGUUCAAUAUAAGUGUGCAAGUGCACUGGCCGAGAAGCGGAGAGCAGCACCUAAGUCCUCAAACACACAGCUUAAUUAUCCCCCAAAUCCUCCGGUCGAGACAACCAUGCCGGUCCGGAACAUUGCCGUGGGUAGGCCCCAGGAGGCCAUGCACCCAGAUGCCUUGAAGGCUGCUUUGGCAGAGUUCAUCUCGACGCUCAUUUUUGUGUUUGCCGGCGAAGGCUCGGGCAUGGCGUUUAACAAGCUAACAAACGACAGCUCGACUACCCCAGCUGGGCUUGUGGCCGCUGCCCUGGCCCACGCUUUCGGUCUUUUUGUCGCCGUCUCAGUCUCCGCCAACAUCUCUGGUGGCCACGUCAACCCGGCUGUCACCUUUGGCGCCUUCAUCGGUGGUAACAUCACCCUCUUGCGUGGCAUCCUAUACUGGAUAGCCCAGCUCCUUGGGUCCACCGUUGCUUGCCUGCUUCUUAAGUUCUCCACCGGCGGCUUGACCACCAGUGCAUUCUCUCUGUCUUCAGGAGUGAGCCCCUGGAACGCCUUCGUCUUCGAGAUUGUGAUGACUUUUAGUUUAGUUUACACAGUCUACGCCACUGCACUCGACCCAAAGAAGGGUAAUCUGGGAGUUAUCGCCCCCAUUGCCAUCGGAUUUAUCCUGGGUGCUAACAUUCUAGCGGGUGGUGCGUUUGAUGGAGCUUCCCUGAACCCAGCAGUGUCGUUCGGUCCCGCCUUGGUGAGUUGGUCCUGGGAGAACCACUGGGUGUACUGGGCUGGGCCUCUUAUCGGUGGUGGACUAGCGGGAAUUGUCUACGACUCCUUUUUCAUCAACCAAACUCACGAGCAGCUGCCUGGUCUGACAGACUAUUGAAAGAAGAGAACUGCUAGUACAUUUAAGAGAUUAAUGAAAAAUAAAUUUAUAAAUUAAUAUGAAUUUUAUGAUAAAAUCUAUAAUAUGAUUAUCACAUUAAAUUACAUUAAUUUAUAAAUUUAUUUUUGCAUAAUUACUUUAUUGGUUUCUAAAGGAUUAGAAACUGUGGAUCAUUAUUUUGGUCAUUGUAUGAACGGUCGUACAUAUUUUAAUUAAACCUUUUCAAGAAUUCUUAAGUUUA